Molecule: messenger RNA, 2771 nt
Organism: Callorhinchus milii (elephant shark)
Lineage: Eukaryota; Metazoa; Chordata; Chondrichthyes; Chimaeriformes; Callorhinchidae
Gene: mark2b
Product: MAP/microtubule affinity-regulating kinase 2b
Exons: 19
Coding region: 378-2732 (784 amino acids)
Biological process (GO): protein phosphorylation; intracellular signal transduction; microtubule cytoskeleton organization
Cellular component (GO): cytoplasm
Molecular function (GO): ATP binding; protein serine/threonine kinase activity; tau-protein kinase activity
Source: RefSeq, a predicted model, not a curated record
CGAGUGUCUUGCAUUAAAAAUCGUAGCACUUAGUGUGAGGUGCGUGGCUUGGGAUUUGAAUUGAAUGAAAGUGGCCCUUAAAAGAGCAGCUGGUCAGGGCAGGUGGAGUGCUCCUUUUUGUGGGUUCCUCUUACCGUCAGCUAACCUGCAGAAAUGAGACCAAGCUUCCGCCUGCUCGACAGGUAAUUUUAGACCAAUUGACGGCACCCACCUGCAGGAUUGUUCAGAUCGCUCAGCCCUGCCUGGGUGGGGCCCCCAACCGCCCACUAUCUGCACAGUAAUUUGCUUUUUUGUAUGCAUCUCGACGGCAAACAUUUACUGUACUGUUGAGUAAAUAAUCCUGGUCUUAAAGUCCACCAGUGGGAGACGACAGCGAAAUGAGGAAGGAGGCAGGGCACUCGGGUGGCCAGGCUGACGUUCAGAGCCAAGCCAAGGCCUCGAGCCGCACCAACAUGCCGCGCUGCCGCAACUCCAUCGCCACCACGGCCGAGGACACCCCACACAUCGGCAACUACCGGCUCCUCAAAACCAUCGGCAAAGGCAACUUUGCCAAAGUCAAGCUGGCACGUCAUGUCCUGACCGGCAAAGAGGUUGCAGUUAAGAUAAUUGACAAAGCACAGCUGAACUCCUCCAGUCUGCAAAAGUUGUUCCGUGAAGUACGGAUAAUGAAGAAUCUGAAUCACCCUAAUAUAGUUAAGUUAUUUGAAGUUAUAGAAACCGAGAAAACACUGUAUUUAGUCAUGGAGUACGCCAGUGGGGGGGAAGUUUUUGAUUACCUAGUUGCACACGGGAGAAUGAAAGAAAAGGAAGCCCGGGCGAAGUUUAGACAGAUAGUGUCAGCUGUCCAGUAUUGUCACCAGAAGUGCAUUGUUCACAGGGAUCUCAAGGCAGAGAACUUGCUGGUAGACGUUGACAUGAACAUAAAGAUCGCGGACUUUGGCUUCAGUAACGAAUUCACGCUGGGGAACAAGCUGGACACGUUCUGUGGGAGCCCCCCCUACGCUGCCCCCGAGCUCUUCCAGGGCAAGAAAUACGACGGGCCUGAGGUGGACGUGUGGAGCCUGGGCGUCAUUCUCUACACCCUCGUCAGCGGCUCCCUGCCAUUCGAUGGUCAGAACCUCAAGGAGUUGCGAGAGCGAGUGCUUAGGGGGAAAUAUCGGAUUCCGUUCUACAUGUCCACAGACUGUGAAAACCUGCUGAAGAAAUUCCUGGUACUGAACCCGGCCAAACGGGGCAGCUUAGAGCAAAUAAUGAGAGAUCGUUGGAUGAACGUGAGUCACGAGGAGGAUGAGCUGAAGCCAUACAUAGAGCCCGAGCCAGACUACAAAGAUCCUCGGCGAACAGAGAUAAUGGUGAAUAUGGGCUACACACGGGAGGAGAUCACGGAGUCGCUCAUCAACCAGAAAUACAACGAGGUCAUGGCCACAUAUCUGCUGCUGGGCUGGAAAACAUCAGAGUUGGAGCUGGGGGAGGUGCUGACGAACACUAACCUGUGCCUGAAGAACAGACCGGGCGGUGACCUUCCAAACAGUAACUCACAGUCGCCCUCCAACAAGGUCCAGCGCAGUGUCUCCGCCAAUCAGAAACAGCGGCGCUUCAGUGAUCAAGUGGGUCCCACUAUCCCCACGACUAACUCCUACGCUAAGAGGAACCAGGCCAACAUCGCGGACAGUAAACACGGGGAGGAGGAGAGAGAGCGAGAGAGAGAGAGAGACGGCUCCCGCAGGUCAAACAGCAACGUCAAGGUGCCGGCCAGCCCUCUCAGCGGGUCAGAGCGCAAGCGAUCAGGGACCCCCCCCUCAGCGAACAACCUUCUCCAGACCGGUCUGAGCCGCAGCAGGAAUUCCCCGAUGGCGGAGCGAGCAGGUGGGGGGCCGCCCAGCGCCGUGCACAACGGCAGAGACAGCUCUUCAGCCCCCUCACGAGUGGCCUCAAUGUCAGUGACGUCGGCACGUACCCGGCACAGCAAGUCCGUGUCCUCCUCCGUCCACCCCACCAAAGCCCCUUCCCCCGGCUCCCCCAGCGCCGAGCUACAGAGGCCCAGCACGGCUCCCCAGCGGGUUCCAGCCACCUCUCCCUCAACCCACAACAUGAGCAGCAGCAGUACGGUGUCGGGGGUGGGGGAUGCCCCCAGUUUCCCCCGGGGUGUGGCCAGUCGCAGCACCUUUCACGGAGGGCAACUGCGUCAGCUCCGCGAGCAGCAGGCGGGGGGCUACCCUGGCGUCCCCGCCUCCCCCACUCUCUCCCACGGCAACAGCCACGGCCGUCGAGGGGCCUCGGGCAUCUUCAGCCGCUUCACCUCCAAGUUCGUACGCAGAAAUCUGUCUUUCAGAUUUUCCAGAAGGAUGCCCCUUGAGGGAGAGAACAGAGAGCAAUCUGAGGGCUCCAGGCCUAACCUGAGCGCGGAGCGAGACGACAACCGCGACUCGAAGCCUCGCUCUCUGCGCUUCACCUGGAGCAUGAAGACGACGAGCUCGAUGGAGGCCAACGAGAUGAUGAAGGAGAUCAGGAAGGUGCUGGACGUGAACAACUGCGAGUACGAGCCCCGCGAGCGCUACAUGUUGUUCUGUGUCCACGGAGAUAUGGCCAAGGACUCGCUGGUGCAGUGGGAGAUGGAGGUUUGCAAACUGCCCAGACUCUCGCUCAAUGGCGUCCGCUUCAAGCGAAUAUCGGGCUCCUCCAUCGCCUUCAAGAACAUCGCCUCGAAGGUGGCCAAUGAACUCAAGCUGUAACUGGGGGAGCGAGCGGCAGAGAGAGAAACGCAUUCCCUC